GCCAAGUCAACGACGAAGAGUUCUCAAAUUUCCUCAGCCCAACAUCGUGCCGUGUCGUCUUCGUCAGGCACAGAAUCCGGGCAAUGCCACAGCAUUCUCCUCGUUUCGAUACUGAUCGCGAGAAAAGACUCCUCGAUACAUUGCUGUCUGCUUCCCCAUCACUGAGCUGUGACAAUGGUCCUUGCUCGGUUAUAUGUGGCACCGCCAACUUUUCUUGAACGCCCUUUCCACGAAUUCGACCAAGCAACGUCCAGCGUCAAGGAUCAGGUAUGUCGUCUCGAUUGUCGACUCGGAGUUUUGGAACAAAGUGUACGACAACGUGCCUUCGACUGUGUCCACCUAUACUUCAAAGGCACCAUCAAGUCAUCCAUCGAUUCGAGAACCGCGACCGAAGACAUCAUUAGUUUGGCCGACAUCAAACUGCUUCCCGACUUUGUCCCUCGACUGUCAGAGAGCCAUCCAGUUUCCAACAUCGACGCUUUCCACGCCGAGUUUCACUUUGACGUGCCCACCGUCAUUGCGACUGCAUCGGGCGUGUAUCGACCUCUCCCGCUCUCGACCAUCGUCACUGGUUCGGCCAGCGUGACGCAGACUUCGGCGUUGACUGACCACCGCAUCCUUCGUGGAAAGUGCCAAGUGUCGUAUUGGGUCGAAGCGCAGUUUCACUCUGGAGGUCGACGGAUCGGCGGUGUGCGGGAAGCUGUACAAAUUUCCGCGCCGUAUCCGGCUCUGCGCGCCUAUCUCCCGGUCAGAUCUCCUGUAACGGUGCAGGCCACUCCCAACGUAUUGACACGCUACAUGUUUCAAAAGAGUCCGGACCUGUCAGUCACGCUAUAUGGGUUCGACAUGCUGAUCGCUCGACAUGAAGGAACCGACAAACCCCAAAGUGCUCUUCUGACGGCUGCCUUAGAAAUGAAGGGUUCCCCCUGCGCAGAAAGCGGUACAUUCGACUCGCGGCAGUCCUUCCAAUGUGCCGUCGAAGCAAAGUGGGCAGUGGGCACUCGCUUUAGCAUUGUCUCCACUGCCGGGAACGCCAGAAGAUUGAAAGUGGGCGAAUCCAUAUACAUCAAAACCACGCUCUCGACUCAGAGCACGUCACCCGUAUUCCGCCCACUGCUACCUGAAAAGGGAGACCACACGUGGACGGAACCUUCUUUCCCCGUGGCAGCAGCGCAGCUGAUUCUCUCUGUGCCCAGGGCCAUCUCUCAACCGUCGUAUCACUUCGACCACCUCUCCAGAGCGUAUUACUUGGAUCUUUCGUUCUCUUUCCUCAAUAUUCCAGGUGUCCCCAGACACCACGCUCAUAUCAACAUUCCAAUAACUGUGGUAUCAUGGAGUGCCCAUACUGACGCUCCUCCAAAAUAUCAACCUCCCAAAUAUCAAGUUCUGCAGAACGAGGCCGUAGUUCUGUGAACUGGUAGAAAUGUCACACGGUGCCGACGGCG
Cladophialophora immunda is the source of this 1445-nucleotide messenger RNA. RefSeq lists its product as uncharacterized. The coding region runs from base 175 to 1413 and encodes 412 amino acids. Lineage: Eukaryota; Fungi; Ascomycota; Eurotiomycetes; Chaetothyriales; Herpotrichiellaceae. The record is from RefSeq and is a predicted model, not a curated record. The transcript is spliced from 2 exons.